Triticum turgidum subsp. durum (durum wheat) is the source of this 420-nucleotide messenger RNA. Lineage: Eukaryota; Viridiplantae; Streptophyta; Magnoliopsida; Poales; Poaceae. The record is from the annotation of a GenBank genome assembly.
AUGGCAUAUGCGCGCACACUGGCUAGGGCGGAGGCCCUGAUCGCCGCCGGAGUGUGCCUUGUGGACACGGCGGCCUCCGUCGCCGCUACCUCCGACAUGGUCUUCAUGGUGGUCGACGAUCUCCGAAAGAUCAUGGUCGGCAACCCCGACGACGUUCGUGUCGUCGUCGGCUGUGCCAUGGCAGACCGCCAACAAGAAGGUGCCCGGAGGGAGGUGCAUGCAGAAUUGCAGACUAUGGUGGCGGUCACGAACGUGACAAUGGUGUGUGGGCACGUGAGUUCCAUCGGGUUGUUGCUGACACCAUCGGCAUCGACGAUCCUCGGAAGGCUUGCAGCACAUGAACACAACCUGAUGAGCUGCGGGCCUCCGAUUUCUGCCGGUAGAAGCAGAAGGGGUGCAGGGACAUGGCGGUGCGGAUGA